UGCGCAGCCGCAGUCCGCUUGCGCACCGAGCCGCGCACGAGCGGUAACGGUUGGAUGGUGGCGUUGGUACCUUUUGUGGUUCCCAUCGUGGGUGACAAAACCUUGCUGGUGUGGGAGCUGAGCUCUGGACCCACGGCCGAGGCCUUGCAAUCUUCUCCCAGUUUGGCCUUCAGUAUUCGGUCCGAGUCUUCCCAAACGCAGCAGUGGCCGGUCCUGUGUUCUAUGCCAUCAUCAAGGGAUGCCCACAGAGCCCAAAAGGCAUGCGACCAGAAGCAGCUUUUUCAGACAUCUCCAGUGAAGCUUCAGGAUCUUUCUAACCUUGAAGAAAGAGAAAAUGAAGAUAUUGUGACACCACUUCAGAAGCAAAGCCUGAAGCUCUUCUGUGCUUUAGAGGUGGCGUUGCCCUCCCACGAGUGCAGGAGUCCUGGAGCUGGCAUGGCUGAGGAACCUUUGGAUAAGUUGGAGGAAGGGUCAUUAUCAUUCCUUAUGAAAAGGAAGGUAACCCAGAAGCUUGCUAUUCAGAAGGCUAUGACAGAAGCAUUCCGGAAACUGCUGAUUGUGGUUUUAGGAAACUCUAGUCUGCCAGGAGGAACCAGCCCUGGAAACACUACCCAUAGGAACGUCUCCACUGCACAUUCUACUGUUGCUGCAGACAACAGUAUGCCAACUGUUCAACACACCAACGAAACACAAUGGGAGUACCACAACACGGGCACUGAAUUAUCCUCUAAGCCCACAGGCUUCACUUUCCUAGGGUUCACAUCCCCGGGUGAUCAAGUUGAAACUCAGCUAAAGCAGCAGCUACGGUCCCUCAUCCCCAACAGUGACAUGCGAAGGCUCAUUUCUCAUGUUAUCCAGACUCUGAAAAUAGACUGCUCGGAGACCCACGUGCAGCUGGCCUGUGCCAACCUCAUCUCUAGAACAGGCCUCCUGAUGAAGCUUCUCAGCAAGCAGCAGGAAGUAAAGGUGUCCAAAGCGGAAUGGGAUACGGACCAGUGGAAAAGUGACAACUCUGUCAGUGAGAGCACAGAAGCCCAGAGUGAGCAGAAAGAGCAGGAGUCAAGUGAGCUCACAAAAGAAGUUCCAGGAUAUGGCUGUAACAACAAACUCAUCUUGGCAAUAUCUGUAACUGUAGUAGUGACGAUUUUGGUUACAAUUCUCUGUCUCAUUGAGAUUAUUCUCAUAGAAUUGCAAAAGGGGAAGAUAAAAAAAGAAGCAGAAGGGGCUUUUUUCGAUUUCUGCUGCAUCAGAGAAGCUCAGGGGAAAGUGAGAGUCAGGAGGGCUUUUUCGGGAGAAGGCGGCCACUUUGGCUUAGGGAUAUGUAUAGGCCUCUCAACGCCACAUGCAAGGAAAACAUGGCACAGAAGCUACACGACAGGGAGUCUUCUGAUGAGGAUGAGAUAUUCUAUAAGGAUGCAGGACAGUUCUGGGUGUACUCUGAUGCUUUUGCAAAUAUGUUCCCAUAAAAGGGUUUCAUCUUCAAGAAAUUCAUGGAAAAGACUCUGACAAGUACAGGUUUCCGGUAACUGACUGUACUGCUGAACUGAAUGAAUAAGCAUUUUCAGAACUCUAAUGAAAAACUGAUGAACUCAUAAAAGUGCUAACAAAAGAUCAAGAUGGAAAAAAAAUUAAUUACAUGGCACUGAGUGAACUGAUGAGGAUGAGUAUAAUUUUUGUGACUUUCUGUUUGAAUUUAAAAAAAAUAAAAAUAAAAAAUAAACAAAAAAAAUCCCACAAGGACUCAGAGGCAAAGAAUAUACAAAUCAAUUUUCACUGCAAAGUAAAGGAACUGUUACAGUGGAGGAUUACUGGACUGAAUGUCAAUAUUAUGACAUAGUAUGAGUGUGUUUCAUGUUUGGUAAUUGCAAUCAUUGUUGCUUUUGUUGUGGUCAUCCAUGUACAAUGCUUGGUGUCAGUCUAUUUAUCUCUUGUAAAAAUAAAAUACAGUGUGUGUGUGUGUGAAAAAAAAAAGGAAAAAAGAAAAAAGAAACUGUGUUCCCAAAUGAAACCCUGGGAUAGGAUUAGUCAUUUACAUCUUUUAAAAAUAAAGUUCAACAGUAUUAGAGCUGUGGUAUACUUAUUGGGAAAAAAAAAGGAUUGUGGUAGAGGAAACGACUUGGAGCCGAGGACCGAAGUCCCCAACCGUUACAAGGGCAUCAUUCACUAAUAUGCCAGUUCAAAAUACUGAGAGUCUCAAGUCUGUCUGGUUCAACCCCUGAAUCAGACAGUGUAUUGAUUAUCUGGUGGUAUGUAACAGAUCACACCAAAAUAGUGGCU
Messenger RNA from Balaenoptera ricei (Rice's whale), 2277 nucleotides. RefSeq names its product leucine-rich repeat-containing protein 37A2-like. NCBI's taxonomy places the organism in Eukaryota, Metazoa, Chordata, Mammalia, Artiodactyla, Balaenopteridae. The record is from RefSeq and is a predicted model, not a curated record. The transcript has 10 exons. The coding region runs from base 55 to 1506 and encodes 483 amino acids.